Molecule: messenger RNA, 1286 nt
Organism: Hippopotamus amphibius kiboko
Lineage: Eukaryota; Metazoa; Chordata; Mammalia; Artiodactyla; Hippopotamidae
Gene: NKAPL
Product: NFKB activating protein like
Exons: 1
Coding region: 1-1218 (405 amino acids)
Biological process (GO): regulation of gene expression
Cellular component (GO): nucleus
Molecular function (GO): chromatin binding
Source: RefSeq, a predicted model, not a curated record
AUGGCGCUAGUGUCUGGGUCCCGCUAUCCCCAGGAUACCCCAGGCGCUAGGAGACGGCGACGCAGCUCGUCGGGGAGCCCGCCUUCCACGCAGGCCAGACGCUCCCCGUGGGGCAGCCGUUCCCACUCUUACUCCCGCGGCUGCGAGGGCCUCAAGCCUCCGUGCGGUGGGUCGGGCGUCGGCGGUCCUUAUCCCUUUAGCCGCUCUGGGUCUCGAGAGCGGCCCCCCGGGCUCCGCAGCUACGCCUUCUCCUCCUCUUCUUCUCUCUACUUUGGUGGAUACUGCUACCAUCACCACCACCAUGUGGGCGACAGGCAGUGGGCAGACGACUGUGAGAAGGAGAAGGAGGAGAGCUAUCGCCAGAGGAGACUGAAAGAGAGAGAAAGGAUUGGGGAGUUGGGAGUGCCUGAGGUGUGGGGGCUGUCUCCAAAGUUUCCUGAGCCAGAUUCUGAUGAACAAACCCCAGUUGAGGAUGAAGAAGUAAAGACUAAGAAGAGCGGUAGUUCAGAUUCCAGCUCUGAAGGAAAAAGGAAAAAGGCCAGUCGUUCAAAAAAUAAGAAGAAAAGAAAGAAAAAGUCCAAAAGAAAACAUAGGAAAUAUUCUGAUAAUAGUGACAGUAAUUCAGAGUCUGGCACUAAUUCUGGCUCUAAUGAUGACAAAAAGAGAUCAAAAAAAGCCAAGAAGAAAGAGAAGAAAAAGAAACACAGAGCUAAAAAGCCCAAGAAAAAGACCAAGAAGACUAAAAAAGAAUCCAGUGACUCAAGCUAUAAGGAUUCAGAAGGGGAGUUGCUAGAAGAUACCUGGAUUGAGCAGUCAAAGAUUGCAGAUAACCUGGAUCUAAUAGGUCCAGAGGCACCUGUAAUACACACCUCUCAAGAAGAGAAACCUUUGAACUAUGGCCAUGCUCUGCUUCCAGGUGAAGGUGCAGCUAUGGCUGAGUAUGUAAAAGCUGGAAAGCGUAUCCCACGAAGAGGUGAAAUUGGGCUGACAAGUGAAGAGAUUGCUUCUUUUGAACGCUCAGGUUAUGUUAUGAGUGGUAGCAGGCAUCGCAGAAUGGAGGCUGUGCGACUGCGUAAAGAGAACCAGAUCUAUAGUGCUGAUGAGAAGAGAGCCCUUGCAUCCUUUAACCAAGAAGAGAGAAGGAAGAGAGAGAAUAAGAUUCUAGGUAAUUUCAGAGAGAUGGUGUACCAAAAGACAAAAGGGAAAGAUGACAAAUAAGGACUUUUGUUCCAUAGCAGGACUUUUAACAAUUUUAUAUGACCAAAAUUAAAAGGCUUUAUGGUACU